AUGUCGCAGGAUUUCACACCUCAAGAGAAGACUGCAGAAAGAAGUUUGAGGAACAUGGAGAAAUACCAUGCCAACAUUGCAAAAGUUGGCAAUGGUAAGUGUGUUGCUCCAGCCGUGAUUAUUGCUGGUAUUAUUUUUCAAGAGUCACAUGCUGGGGCAGUGCUGAAGGAUGGCUGGGGUGACCAUGGAAAUGCAUUUGGUUUACACCUCUGUUUAUGUGUUUCUUUCACUCUUCAUUUCAGGUGGAAUAAUAUAGAAGCUAACAAUGUCCAGAACUACAACGAAAUGGAUACUGGCACAACACACAACUAUGCCAAUAAUGUGGAUGCAAGAGCCAAUUUCUAUAAGAGAAUUGGAUAUUGAGAUCUCUGAAUAAUGAUUAGAGUCACUGAUUCAUAGUUUGCUUCUAAUUAAGAACAACCUGGAUUUC
Empidonax traillii (willow flycatcher) is the source of this 430-nucleotide messenger RNA. Its product is annotated as lysozyme g-like. NCBI's taxonomy places the organism in Eukaryota, Metazoa, Chordata, Aves, Passeriformes, Tyrannidae. Gene Ontology annotation, molecular function: lysozyme activity. Gene Ontology annotation, biological process: peptidoglycan catabolic process; defense response to Gram-positive bacterium. The record is from RefSeq and is a predicted model, not a curated record. Gene Ontology annotation, cellular component: extracellular region.